Molecule: messenger RNA, 2149 nt
Organism: Fusarium odoratissimum NRRL 54006
Lineage: Eukaryota; Fungi; Ascomycota; Sordariomycetes; Hypocreales; Nectriaceae
Exons: 2
Coding region: 59-649 (196 amino acids)
Source: RefSeq, a predicted model, not a curated record
UUCGGGUCUCAAUUACGCUAGCUAACGACAUCAAUCGUCGAGAUUCAAAGAUCGCAAAAUGUCGCUUCGACAACUUUCACUUCGCCCUGGUUAUAUCCGAGUGGCCUCCUUUGUGUUCAGGACGUCGUAUACCUCAGGAUGCGGCAUUCGAUACUCGAGCACGGCCCCGGCUACAAUUGUCGAUAGGUCAUUCUGGCAAAACUUGGUACCGAAGCCACUGAGAAAGGAAAAUCGCCAGUUAAGGAAGAAGUCCAAGGAAUGGAAUCCCGCGACAUUCUUUAUUGCCAUAUUUCUUCUUAUCGGGUCCAUGUCGAUUCAAAUGAUUACUUUACGAAAUUCCUUUGAUCGAUACAUGCGACAGUCAGAGGCUCGAAUUGCAUCCUUGCGGGAAGUUGUCGAGAAAAUCCAACGAGGCGAGCCGGUUGACGUUGAGGGGGCACUUGGAACUGGAGAUCCUGCAAAGGAAGCCGAUUGGGAAGAGAUGUUGAAGGCGAUUGAACGUGACGAAGCAAUUCGCAAGUCGAAACGAGAGAAGCCAGAGCGAAGUGAGCCCGCAAGCACAGCCUCAUCAACCUCAACCCAGAAUGUAGAGUCUGUUAAGGCUGCACCGACAAACGCAAAACCCGGGAGUCUUGGUAAUUUCAUUUAGACGUAUGAAUCUAUCCUCAGGAUUGGGUAGUAAUACACUGAUAAUCUAAUUUCAUGAGAGCAUAUCCUUGAAAACACCACGAUUUCCGAAGGAAGCUUGGAGUGAAGCCUGUGUUGGUGCUUCUGAUGGCGCAACAUCGUUGCGCAGUGCAGAAAGAAGAGCAGGAAGGAGGUCGUCUGUCGAUAAUGCAACUCUCACUCCCUGCUCACCCUCUUGGUUGGGAUCCAUACCCGCGAAGAACUUAUCCUCGCCUCUGAUUCCGCCCAUGCUGAUAAUGGCGAUGGGCAUACCCCGAUCCUGAGCUCGCUUGACAAGCCUCCAAGCUGAAUAAGUGGCAAGAGAGGUUCCAACAACGAGAAGCUUUCCCGCAUUGUCAAUGGCUUCCUCGGCAGUGUGUUUGAUAUGAUUGUCAAUGCUUUCUCCGAACAUGACCACCGCAGGCUUCAGAAUUCCCGCGGUGCUGGGAAGCUUCCAUGCACCGUCUGUAUCAACCUGGACAACAUGUUGAUGUCCGUCAGCAUUCUUUGGAGGACUGGAUAAGCAUUUGGGACAAGAGGGGUAUCUAAAGGUUGUAUAGGGAGCAUCUGGCAGAUCCACAUCGCCGUCGGGGUUCACCUUUAGACCUUUAAACCUGCGCUCAACUGGGUCUUCGGUGUCUAAUGCCCCUGACUUGAGGGCCCUCUCGAGCAACUCGGCCCAUUUAGGGUUGAGGGUGGCCAAUUUCUCCUGGAAUUCAUAUCUGGAGAACUCGUUUUUACAACUCGUGCAGACAACAGCUCUUAAAUAUCCAUGUAAUUCUAAAGUUGGUAGAUCAGGAUGAGCUCUUGGAUGGAACGAGUCAACAUUUUGAGUAAUGACACUGCGUAUCAGACCAAGAUUCGCGAGAUCUCUUAUAGCAUAGUGGCCGUUGUUUGGGGAUGCCUUUUGGAGAUUAGACCAGCCUAGAAAGCUUCGAGCCCAGUAUCGUUUGCGAGAUUCGUGACUCUUGAGGAAUUCUGGGUAGUAGAUAGGUCGAUAUGUCUUGUUGACCUUGUAAGUGCCCUUGACACCCCGGUAAUCUGCUAAACCCGAAGCGACUGAAAGGCCUGCACCGGUGAGAACAACAGCGGAUGCAGGUAAGUCGCUAGGAGACGGCGCAACAAAGAAGCGAUGGAGAGCGGCGAUAGCUCCAGGGAGUGUUGAAGCCGAAGCUGGUGCAAUUACUGAAGGCAGGGGGAGGUCCGUGUAAGGGAUCCUGAGCAGAGGCUUGCUCAUUGGAGCCGCUUUUAGGAUCGUAAUGUUUAAGAAUUACGAAUACUCGGUAUGAUAAUGCUUAAAGUGAAACUCAAGCCCAAUCUCCAGUGGCUGACGAGGCUGUUUCCAAUUGCUUGUGGAGGAUUGGUUGAAAGAAGACCAAGUCGCCGGCCCUGCUGAGGCACUGACUCGAGCUGACCAGUGAUGACGAGCUGGAUACGAAAAUUGAAAUACAAGGACUGAUAUUAGACAAGAGGAUGGCGUGGC